Molecule: messenger RNA, 597 nt
Organism: Pipistrellus nathusii (Nathusius's pipistrelle)
Lineage: Eukaryota; Metazoa; Chordata; Mammalia; Chiroptera; Vespertilionidae
Source: the annotation of a GenBank genome assembly
AUGUGCACGGGAAAGUGUGCCCGCUUCGUGGGGCUCUCCCUCAUCACCCUCUCCCUUGUCUGCAUCAUGGCCAACGUCCUCCUGCUGGUGCCUAAUGGGAAGACCACUUGGACCAACACCAAGAACCUCAGCUUGGAAGUCUGGUUAAUGUCUGGCAUCUUCGGCGGGGGCCUGCUGGUUCUGUGUCCGGGAAUCGCAGCCGUCCGGGCAGGGGGCAAGGGCUGUUGCGGUGCAGGCUGCUGUGGGAAUCGCUGCAGGAUGCUGCGCUCGGUCUUCUGCUCGGCGUUAGGUUUGGUUGGAGCCAUCUAUUGCCUCGCAGUAUCCGGAUCCGGGCUCGAAAAGGGACCCAAAUGUUUGAAGAACGGCGCUUGGGAAUACCCUAUCAAAGAGACCGAAGGCCCCUCCUACCUGCUCAACCGCACCGAGUGGGACGCGAUGUGCGAGGAGCCGCCGCACGCGAUCCUCUGGCACGUGACGCUCUUCUCGCUGCUGGUGGUCGCCUCGUGCCUGGAGGUUGUGCUGUGCGGGGUGCAGGUGGUGAACGCGGCCAUCGGGGUCCUCUGCGGCGACUGCAGGAAGAAGGGCACCCCGCAAUGA